This is a messenger RNA of Oppia nitens, 2553 nucleotides long. RefSeq names its product trypsin-like. Gene Ontology annotation, biological process: proteolysis. Lineage: Eukaryota; Metazoa; Arthropoda; Arachnida; Sarcoptiformes; Oppiidae. Bases 1363 to 2496 code for a protein of 377 amino acids. Gene Ontology annotation, molecular function: serine-type endopeptidase activity. The record is from RefSeq and is a predicted model, not a curated record. The transcript has 6 exons.
UCAAUAAGUAUCAUACAGUAAAAUAAUUACUGUAAUAGUAUAAUCUUAUAGUUAACUUAUCCAUACAAUAAUAACAUACCAAACAAUUAUGUUAAUUUUUGGCCAAUUAGUCCAAAUUGUUUUAUUAGUAUUAAUAUCAGUAAAUAUUUUGCUAAUCAAGUCUACCACUGAUCUCUGUGAUGAUACUAUUGGUACAAAUACAACACCGACACCUAGUAUUACUAACCCCACCACUACUACCCUUUCAAAAUCAACUACCCCUGAAACUAUAGAGCCUAAAUUGCCUGUAAAAGCUGGAGUACCUAGAGGUGUCGGUUUUACAGUAUCAUUAAGGACUAACAUCACUGGUAAAGACAGACACUUAUGCAGCGGUACUAUAAUCAGUCCGUAUUGGAUACUAACAGCAGCCAGUUGUGUAUAUAAUCGUACCGUUACAAGUACUAAAGUUUUAUUAGGACACUAUGCUGUCAACCAUACCGUUAUAUACGAUCACUAUUCACCCGAAACUAACGAAAACAAUAUAGCAUUGGUUCGCCUAAAGGAAUAUAUUGAACACAUAACUGUAAACUAUGAACUAUCAUUAGGCGACCAACCGGUUGCCAACUGGUCAGUAGCCUAUCUACACGAUUGGGAACCGAAAGAUUAUCGACAUGUGACAAACAUAAACUCCCGGACUAUCGACUGUCACUGACAGUAGAGAAACCAAAUAAAUCAGAAAAUAAUGAUGAAAAUAGAAUAACCAGAUUAAUAGGUAUACUAUCGGCUGACCUGUCAUGCGGUCAACUCGACGGCGGUGUCGGCCGACAACCCAAAGUCGUUACCAGUAUUGUACCGUUUCUUCAAUGGAUAAACGAAAAAACCAAAAUAACUGCUAUUAGUAGUAGUAAUAAUAAUAAUAAUGAUACCGACAAUCGGCCGGUAAUUUGUUCAACAGAAUUACAAUAUAGGAGUAAUUUUGGAGGAUUUGGGGCAUCGAUUAGAAAUGAAUUUAAUGAACGUUUGUGCGGCGGAUCCAUCAUUGGUACGAAUUGGAUACUAACGGCCGCCAGUUGUCUACAUAAUCGUCCCUUAUCAAGCAUUUAUGUUGGUAUCGGUGAUGAAGAUUUCGUACAUAAUCAUAGCUACUACGGUGUCGACCAAAUCAUUAUACACGACCAGUACUCCCCAGUGACUAAACAAAAUAAUAUAGCACUGGUUCGGGUCGAGCCCUACAUAAGUGAUAAUUCACGGGUAAAUAUAGUUCAAUUGGCCGAUCAACCAGUUAUUGACGACUCGACUUUAGCCGAAAUUACUUAUUCAUCAAAUAUAUGGAGCGGAACAAGUGAUGUCCGUACACUUGGUUGGCAACAAUGUAAGUCUCUAAUGGCAAACAAUACCAUCACCACAAACAACACAACAACAAACAUAGAUAGUAGUAAUGUUUGUUUAGUGAAGUAUUUUGGUUGUAAAGAUGAUGCUGGUAAUCCAGUAACAAUAGAUAGACAAAAACAAUAUUAUAAUCGGAAAAGCUGUCCUAUAGAUAGAAAACUAUUAAUAGGUGUUCUAACCGAUGACCUGUACUGCAAGUCUGGUCGACCCGAAGUUAUGAUCAGUAUUAACCCAUAUCUACAAUGGAUUAAACAGAAAACCAAUAUAAGUGCUGUUAGUAGUAGUAGUGAUAAUACGACUACUAAUAAUGAUAUUCAACCGGUAAAUCUGAUUAUUGAAGAUCCGAUAAAUAUAGAUCCGGGAUUCUCUCAUUCAAAAUCUAGAAACACCCGGUUUGGUUUGCGUUAUACGGCUUCGCUGAUGGACAACCAAUCUAAGCGACAUUUUUGUAGCGGUACUAUCAUUGGUACGAAUUGGAUACUAACGGCUGCCAGUUGUCUACAAAAUCGUACUGUUUCUAGUAUUUAUGUUGGUGUCGGUAAAAAUGAUUACCAAUUAAAUAAUACAUUGUAUACUGUAGUCCAAACCAUUUUACACGACCAGUACUCGCCACUGACUAAACAAAACAAUAUAGCACUGGUUAGGGUUGAGCCUUAUAUACGUAACUGUGAUUUGGUUGGUAUAAUACGAUUGGCCGAUAAAAAUCAAAAGGUUAUCCAUGAUAGACAACCGGCCCAUAUAGGCGGUUGGGGAUCGAAAACUAUUUGGUGGUUUCUACAAACACUCGAUGUAAAGAUAUUUGAUUGGCAACAGUGUAUGUCUAUUAUAGCAAACAAUACCAUUACUACCAACUCAACAACAAUCAUCGAUAGUAGUAAUGUUUGUGUGGUGGCCGACAAAGGAAAGGGAGCCUGUCAUGACGAUGAGGGCGGACCUAUUAUUAGGAAAGUAAUUGAAUAUUCAAAAUAUAUAAACAAAAGAAACAGAACUAUCGACAGACAUCAAGAAAUUAGGGUAAUAAUGGGUGUCCUAUCUAGCGAUCUGUCCUGUGGUCAGUCCGGUCGACCCGAUAUUGUUACCAAUGUUAUCACUUAUCGCGAAUGGAUUAAAGAAAAAACAGGAAUCUAAUGAAUUUAUUAAUUAAUAAUAUUAUUCAUAAUUUGAUUUUUGUUUUAUUAAUUUAUA